Messenger RNA from Parascedosporium putredinis, 303 nucleotides. NCBI's taxonomy places the organism in Eukaryota, Fungi, Ascomycota, Sordariomycetes, Microascales, Microascaceae. The record is from the annotation of a GenBank genome assembly.
AUGCAGUUCUCCAAGGCCAUCCUCUCCGCCGCCCUCAUUGCCUUCCCCAUGACCGCCAUGGCUGCUCCCGCCGCGGACUCCGUCUCCGCUGUCGAGGCCCGCGCCCCUUCCGACAUCGACGCUCUCGUUGCCGAGCUCGUCGCCCUCACCGACAGCAACGAGCCUGCCGACAUCGAGGCCCGCAGCCUCGAGCUUGAGGCUCGCGGUGGCUGGACCUGCUCCUUCCUCGCUGGCAACAAGGGAUGCCAGGUCAAGUGCUUCCUCCUCAAGGGCAGUGGCGGCUACUGCAACAAGAAGAAGUAA